Spea bombifrons (plains spadefoot toad) is the source of this 900-nucleotide messenger RNA. RefSeq names its product transmembrane protein 171-like. The record is from RefSeq and is a predicted model, not a curated record. The coding region runs from base 1 to 900 and encodes 299 amino acids. Lineage: Eukaryota; Metazoa; Chordata; Amphibia; Anura; Pelobatidae. The transcript has a single exon.
AUGGAGCGCACUUGCUUCGGCACUCCUGGCCCUCGCACAAGCAGCAGAAUAACAUUCGCGCUGUGUGUGUUUGGCUGGGCGCUCUUAUUCGGCGGAUCUCUACUUUCUGUCUAUGGGUUCGCGACAUGCCAGUCCGACAGCUGUAUCGCCUACAAGGUGACGGGCCCGGUACUUGCCGGGUUAGGGCUGGCAUGUUUAAUAAUGGCGGAGUUUACUGCCCAACGAGAGAGAAGGAGGGAAUUAGAAGGAGACCCGACGGAUCCAGAUAGAAGCUUCCUCUGCGGGAAAAGCCGGCAGUUUGUGCAGUUCGUGAUACUCGGGAUGCUGUUACUGGUUUGCGGGGUACUGAUUUAUAUCCCAGGACUUGUGGUUCCAGUCUGCAAACCGGCAUCCAACACAGACAAACCCCCUAAAGUUUGUGUAGCUCGCUUUGUGCGGAUAAUCACACUCACAGUAAUCGGUUUGUGUUACAGCCUGGCUGUCUAUAUGAGCAAAAGGUGUCGGGACGGCGACUCUGAGGAGGACUCUGAAGCCUUCAGAUAUCAGCCGCUUCCUGUAACAUUGGGUGAUGACGUCACCCCCCCUCCACACUUUGCAGGAGGACCUAAUUGGUCAAUGAGCAGGGAUCCUCCUUCCUACGACAGCCUCUUUUUUGAAAGGGGCGACCAUGAUUCCGGCCGACGCGGCGGGGAAAAUGAACACAACGUUCCAAGACCGUGGGGGCCGAACGUACAAAACAUGGACGAGUGUUACCCUUCGGAGCCGCCUCCAAGAUACGAGGACAUUUACCCUACUGAGCCGGAUCCUGAAGAGAGUUCAUCAUCAUCAUCAUCAUCAUCGUAUCACUCGGUUUCCCAAUCAUCGGAGUCGAGUGACUAUGAGCUCGCACCAGGACCCUAA